This is a messenger RNA of Malania oleifera, 1258 nucleotides long. Its product is annotated as 3-ketoacyl-CoA synthase 7. The transcript has a single exon. Gene Ontology annotation, cellular component: membrane. Gene Ontology annotation, molecular function: acyltransferase activity, transferring groups other than amino-acyl groups. The coding region runs from base 191 to 1258 and encodes 355 amino acids. The record is from RefSeq and is a predicted model, not a curated record. Gene Ontology annotation, biological process: fatty acid biosynthetic process. Lineage: Eukaryota; Viridiplantae; Streptophyta; Magnoliopsida; Santalales; Ximeniaceae.
UUUCUGCUUUCAUUUCCGGUCUAGUUAUGUUUACCUCAUUGACUUCACCUGUUACCUGCCGCCGGAUCACUUGAGAGUCCCAAUUUCCCAUUUGAUCGAACACUUUGAAAUAUGCAGAAGAUUCACCAGUGAGAGUAAAAGCUUCCUGGAAAGGGCCGGCAAAAGAUCAGGCAUUGGCAGUGAAGCUUGUAUGCCUACUGCUUUGCAUCAGGUCCCACCCGCUACCUCUUUGAAACUUGCUAGAGACGAAAUUGAAACAGUUCUUUUCACAGCUGUGGGAGAUCUUCUUUCCAGACACCGCAUAAAUCCUAAAAACAUUGACAUUCUAGUGUCAAAUUGCAGCCUCUUCUGCCCAACACCAUCCAUCACUGCUGCAAUCAUAAACAAGUUUGGAUUCCGAAGCAAUGUCAAAAGCAUCAGCUUGAGUGGAAUGGGUUGCAGUGCAGGAAUCCUUUCUAUAAAUUUGGCAAAAGAUCUUCUGAAAGUCCACAAGAACUCAUUAGCAUUGGUUCUUAGUAUGGAAGCGGUAAAUCCCAAUGGCUACUGUGGGCAGGUCAAGUCCAUGCUCUUAGCCAAUGUUCUAUUCAGGAUGGGAGGAGCUGCCAUUCUAUUAUCCAACAGGAAUCAAGACAAAUGGACCGCCAAAUAUAAGCUUCAACACUUAGUCCGAACCCACAUGGGAUCUGAUGAUGAAUCGUACCUGUCUGUUAUCCAAGAACAGGAUGAAGAUGGGUUAGUUGGGGUGUCACUGUCGAGGGAUCUGUUAAAGGUGGCAGCCAAUGCCUUGAGAACCAACAUAUCAGUACUAGGUCCACACGUCCUGCCAUACUCUGAACAGUUCAGCUAUGGAUGGUCAGUGUUAUGCCGGAGUAUUUGGCCUCCAUCAAGACUGAAGGGAAUAUACGUGCCAGAUUUCAGAAGGGCUUUCGAGCACUUCUGCAUACAUGCGGGAGGAAGGGCCGUCAUUGAUGCUGUGGAGGAAAAUCUCAGGCUGCAGAAGGAAGAUGGAGAAGCUUCGAGGAUGACAUUAUAUAGAUUUGGUAACACAUCAUCUUCAUCAGUUUGGUAUGAACUUUGCUAUCUGGAAGCAAAAGGGAAGGUGAAGAAGGGAGACAGAAUAUGGCAGAUUGCAUUUGGCAGCGGCUUUAAGUGCAACAGCGCAGUUUGGAAGUGCAUUACAGAUCUUAAAACAACCAAAAUAAAUGCCUGGUCCGAUAGGAUCCAUUUGUACCCCGUGGAAGUCCCAAAAGAGUUCUAA